CGAGGCCGAGGGAGGGAGAGAGUCCUUCAGGAUACAAUGGCGGAGUGGCGGGGCACGGCGGCGGUCCUCCUGGUCAUGUCCCUCGCGAGUGUCCCGCCCGCACGCCCACGCCCCAACCCCUCUUUCAUCUUGCCCCACCAAGCCCGCGAUAUUGCCACUACCACCCCCUCCCCGGACGGUUGGUCGCUCAAGGACACGAUAGCGCGCAUGGACGAGUUGCUACAGCGACACAACGACUACAACGACGUGAUGCUUGAGUCUGGCGAGGAGGACGACCAGCUCUCACGGCUGCUGUACAAAUUGCAACACGGGGACAGGGUACGCGAGGGUUGGUAUGACGAACCCACACCGCCUGAUUUGGGACUGGACGAGCCUACCACCACGACGCGCCGCCACUCCCGCAGGGCCAGGCGACAGCACAGGCUCGCCGCCACCGCACUAAAUGAGGCCACAGCACAAGCUCUCAUCCGGCAAGAGAGAAAGGCAAAAAAAAGCAAGGAGAGGAGAGGAUCAGGUGGAAGAAGAGGUAAAAAAAAGCACCGAGGCAAGAGCUGGGAGAGACGCUGCAAUGACGGAAAACCAAGUCAUCGGUCAGGGAAGCACCACAGCAGAGAGAAACACAAACACAGAAGCCAAGAGAAACACAAACAUCACAGCAGGGAACGUUGUAUUACAGAGGAGGACACUUCCACCACCACCACUGCUUUUCCCACCACUACUGCUGCCAUGUCCACCCAGAUACCAUUUAAACCUAACUCUACACCGCUCACCUCCACUACCAGCCCUGUGGAAGGUGGUGGUGGUGAUGGUGGUAUCGAUGCCUCUCUUAGUUAUGAGGAUGAUGCUGAAUUUUUACCAUUCUACUAAACACCACACAAAGAUUACAUAUCAUUGCUUCUAUAUAUGUAUUCCAAUGGCUUGGCUGCUUCCUAUGUAUAUUUAAGUAAAUUAUUUAUAAAGAAAA
Molecule: messenger RNA, 964 nt
Organism: Scylla paramamosain (green mud crab)
Lineage: Eukaryota; Metazoa; Arthropoda; Malacostraca; Decapoda; Portunidae
Exons: 6
Coding region: 37-867 (276 amino acids)
Source: RefSeq, a predicted model, not a curated record